AUACGUGCCUCAGGCUUGGAUGUACAGAGAGUCCAGUAGAGUGCUUUGGGUGUAACCUUGUGGAGCACCAAUCUUUGAAAUGAUUAUAGCAGAAGUGUUGCUGCCUCUACUUACUUAUUACGGUGCUGGUCAGGGAGUCAAGGACGGUUGCAGAGGGAGGAGUUGUCUCCCAGGGUCCAGAGUUUGGUGAUGAGUGUGUACUGAAUCACAGCAUGGAAGGGAGGGCUGUGUCAAUAAAUGAUAGACUUACAUAGGUGUUCUUACUAUCCAGAAGCCCAGGAGGUGAGUGUAGGGCCAGGGAAAUGGCAUUCGAUGUAGACAUGUUACAGUGGCAGGCGAAUUGCAGUAGUUCAGGUUUGCAAUGAGCCUGGAUUUAAUGCUUGCCUGGCCAGCCUCUCGAAGCAGUUCAUGAUGUUAGGUGUCAGAGCCACCGAGGGGCAGUCACUAAGGUUACCAAGUGAACCACCUCUAGAUAAAGGCCUUAUCCCCUGGCUGGGACAUGCUCUUGAGUCUAGGAAAGAUAUUGCCAAGUUUUUAUUGAAGAUGAAGACAAAAUAUGGAGACAUUUUCACAGUCCGAAUGGCAGGGCGAUACGUGACUUUCUUAUUUGAUCCUCACUCAUUCGAUGCAGUUGUAUCAGAAUCCAGUGCAAAGUUGGACUUUACAAAAUACUCAUUAACUUUAAUGGAUAAAAUGUUCAACGUUCAGCUUCCUGACUAUGAUCCAAAUGAAGAGAAAUCUUUGAUGAAAAUGCAUCUCCAAGGAAAAAACCUUUCUUCACUCACAGAUGCAAUGCUAUCUAAUCUUAAAACAUUGUUGCUAACAGAUGAAAAUGACAGAACAUACACCUGGAAGCAGGAAGGACUAUUCAACUUCUGUUAUGGUACAAUGUUCAGGGCAGGAUAUCUCACACUGUAUGGGAAUGAAGCUGCACAAGAUUACCAACAAACAUCCAAAAGUAAAGAUAAAAUUAAUUCAUCAGAAGUCUAUAAUAUAUACAAGAGACUAGACCAACUCUUGAUGAAAAUAGUCCGCUCCAUGUUAUCUGCAGAUGAAAAGAAAGAAGCUAACUUAGUAAAAGAGCAUCUUUGGCAACUGUUGUCUGUGGAGAAUUUAAACUCAAGAGUGAACAGAAGCAGCUGGAUUCAAAGUUACUGCAGCCACCUACAGAAGUUAGGUCUACACAAGGAUAUGCAGGCCCGAGUAAUGGUACUACAGCUGUGGGCCACACAGGGUAAUUAUGGGCCUGCAGCAUUUUGGCUACUACUAUUCCUGCUAAAGCACCCAGAAGCAAAGCAUGCAGUCCAGGAGGAAAUGAAGAAAAUCUUUUUUAACCUGACAAUACCCAUUGUUAGCCAAGAUGCACUCAACAAUACACCUAUUUUAGAUAGUGUUUUAAAUGAGACUCUACGACUGACAGCAGCGCCAUUUAUUACUAGAGAAGUUCUUCAGAAUAUGUCAUUGCAGCUUGCAGAUGGCAGAAAGUAUCACCUCCGAAUGGGAGACAGACUGUGCCUCUUUCCUUAUUUAAGUCCCCAGACGGACCCCGAAAUCUAUGAAGAGCAUGAGAAAUUUAAAUAUGACCGGUUUUUGCACCAGGAUGGAACAAAGAAAACUAAUUUCCUCAAGAGUGGGAAGCAGUUGAAGCACUACAAUUUGCCUUGGGGGGCUGGAUCUAACGUUUGCAUUGGGCGGCACUUUGCUAUAAACAGCCUAAAAAUGUUUGUUUUCCUAAUGCUAAGCUGCUUUGAUUUUGAACUUUCUGAUCCAAAAACAAAAAUUCCAGCCUUUGACACUUCCAGAUAUGGAUUUGGAAUGCUGCAGCCUGAAAAAGAUGUUAUGUUUCGUUAUAAAUUUAAGGCUGAAUAGCCCAAGCCAACACAUACCGGAAUUCAAAAGCAUGCCAUGGAACUUUAGCAUGCUGCAUUUGGCACAAGAACAGUCUAAAUUUAUGAAUGCCACAUUUUGAACCUUUUUCUCAUAAGAACUGAUUGGCCUUGGCUCACUGUAUAGUCAACAAAAUUCAACAUUUUCCUUCCAAGUCAUCCAUGCACUUAACAAAUGAUUUGUUAAAUGUAAAAGUAUUUGACUGAAGCAGUCAUAUCCAAUUGGAUGCAUUGCAUGGCUAGAUGCCAAUUUCAUGAACUGCGUUGGUAUACAUGUGCCCCAUAAAAAGCACACAGAAUAAUGCACGCCAAGUGCUGGAGGAACACAGCAGUUCAGGCAGCAUCUAUGGAGGGGAAUAAGCAGUUGAUGUUCGGGACCGAGACCCUUCAAAGUAGGCUUCCACAACCUACAGUAUAUAAAAUAUAUGAUUUGUCAUGUUAAAGAAUACCUAUCUGAAUGGGUCCCAGAUCAGAAGACCUAGAUCUGGGAAUCAGUUGUGAGUUGUUCAAUUUAGCAUAAAAACUUACUCCAAGUGGUAACUGUCUUUCUAAUGCAUCCUAGCACAAUCCUUAAUACUCUUCCUUUCAGUCAUAAUCCCCAAUACCUUGACAUAAUCUUCCUACCAACUGAUUCCUUAUCACUUGCCUGUUUUUUUCCCCUACUCCCCUUGUGACCCAUGACCAAUACACCUGAAUUGGAUGGCAGACUGUGCAGAGCAAACACUCAAGUAUGUCGACCAGCUGCUCUAUGAUGCAUGAUGCGUUGCCCUCAGUUGCAAUAAUAUGUGCAGGGGCUAAAAUGUAUAUAAUUUUAUUCCUAAAGGUUUUUUAAGCUAUACCGUUUCUGUGGGUACAUUAUGUAUGGAAAGGAAAUUAAUCAAAGAUGCUUCCAAAUGCUUUUGACUUCUUUAAUAUUUAAAAUAGGGAAGUUACAAAGGUCUUCAGACAAUUACAGUCACUGCAAAGUGAACUUCAAAGAGCAUGUUUAACACAACUCCUAACUAUUGCUGUGCACCAAUGACAUAUGUUGGUGAAAAAACUAUUUCAAAAGAGCUCUUCAUUAACAUAAAGAUCAAAUACAGCACAAAAUAACAGUAAAUAAUUCAUAUUUUACUGUGCUAAAUGAAUAACUAUCACUCAGAACUCCUUGCAAUGUCAGUUCUCUAGCAUGUGUCAUUUAAUUUUACAUUACAAAUAAUCUGUGUGAUUUACAAAAUGCUGCAUUUAAUUGGAACACCUGACAAGUUCAAAUGCCACUCACCGAGGCAGCCCCCUGCAGUGCAUCUGCCUGCUGACGUUGAUGUUCCUAGAUCAGCAGUGUGCUGCUUUCUCUUUAUUGUCCAGCCAUAUUUUUACUGCUUUUGUCAAGUAAUUCUCAAGGAAAAGGGAAAAGAAUUAAGCAUGGUUUGUCAACAGUCUGAAUAAGUACAACACUGAAAAGUAUACAUUUUUAACAUCUAGGGAAUGGAUUUACUCUUUUUUGUUCACACUGCCAUUUUAAAGAGAAUGUUUAAAUCCAUAUUUGAAUCUACCUCCUUGUUUUCUCUCAAAAAAUCCUCCAUUUGAUUGCAUUUUUAAGUAAAUUGACACAAAGUAUUAAUAAAAUUGAGGUAUCUAAA
Hypanus sabinus (Atlantic stingray) is the source of this 3505-nucleotide messenger RNA. It is a transcript of the gene ptgis, whose product is annotated as prostaglandin I2 (prostacyclin) synthase. Gene Ontology annotation, biological process: prostaglandin biosynthetic process. Gene Ontology annotation, molecular function: monooxygenase activity; iron ion binding; prostaglandin-I synthase activity. The coding region runs from base 409 to 1869 and encodes 486 amino acids. The record is from RefSeq and is a predicted model, not a curated record. The transcript has 10 exons. Lineage: Eukaryota; Metazoa; Chordata; Chondrichthyes; Myliobatiformes; Dasyatidae.